UGGAGGCAGAACAGUUUCACCGAGUGUGGCAUUACCGAUGUGUCAGUCGACUUGUGAAUAAUAACGGAAUACAAUUUAUAAAGUUUCAAUUGAAAACGUCAACAAACGGCAGUUGAAUGUUGACAGGAACUCACUGGCAAAUAUUUACGACAGGGGAAAUCGGUAUUGCGACUUUGGGGCACGUUUUUCGAUUUUAGAAUUGUAUUUCUAUUUUUAGUUCGAUGAGGAUUUAUAACUCAAAGUGCGUCUGACGUACGUCCUUAUCGAUUCGCAAUAAGGAGGGAAGAGUGAAAUAGUGAGGAGAAGAAACGUGCGGUUUUUGCAUGUUGAGUGAAUCAUUCGGUCAACACAUGUUGGAGAAUACGGCUGAGAUUGCCGAGUGAUAGAGGGUGUUGGGUGAAUGGUUGCUGGGGCACAUCGAGGGGGUAUUGAGAAGGUUCGAUGAUGAAUGGCACGGAUGUGGCGAUUAUGCAGGAGGGAGGAUUGGAGGGACAGUUUUCGAGACCUCUCACCAUCAUCGCCGCUGCCUGUGCGAUUCUCUUCAGCGUCGUUGGGGUUCUCGGAAACUUGGUGACUGUAAUAGCACUUCUGAAAUUCACUCGUCUGCGUCGUAACGCAACGACAGCAUUCGUCAUAAGUCUCAGUAUCUCAGACCUGAUCUUCGCGGCUGUUAAUCUGCCUCUGACAGCGAGCAGAUACUUGCACGAGGCGUGGAUACUGGGGGAUACAUUAUGCCAGAUAUUCCCGGUAUUUUUCUACGGAAAUGUGGCGGUCUCAUUGCUGAGUAUGGUGGCGAUAACACUUAAUAGAUACGUCCUGAUAUCAAAGCCUGAGCUCUACCCAAGGAUCUACACAACCCGUGGAAUAACAUUAAUGUUAAUAGCAAUAUGGGUCCUGAGUUUUUCAUUACUAUUACCACCACUUACCGGUAUCUGGGGCAAACUGGGGCACGAUCCGAAGACAUUCUCCUGCACGAUUCUGAAGAAGAAAGGCAAAAGCCCAAAGAAGAUGCUCUUCAUCAUCGGCUUCAUCGUCCCCUGCGUCGUGAUAAUCGUCUCGUACCUCUGCAUCUACUGGAAGGUCAGGGAGAGCCGAAAGAAGUUGGAGGCACAUGCGGGAUCCAGGAGGAACACUGGAUUCCAGAAGAGGGAGGACUCGAGGGUCACGAGACUAAUGCUCACAAUAUUCCUGUGCUUUCUUCUCUGCUUUUUUCCACUCAUGCUCGUCAACGUCAUCGAGUUCAAGGCACCAGUUGUUCAUGUAAUUGGGUCGAUUCUUGCCUGGGCUUCGUCAGUCGUUAAUCCGUUCAUUUAUGCCGGCACUAAUAAAUUGUACAGGGAGGCUUACAGACAAAUACUCUGUCCAAUGACCAGUAUGACUAAUGUCCCUGGGGUCAGACCUACUUGCUCGCACUCUAGCAAAGCCUCAGCUCCGCAAAUCAAGUGAAGUAGAAUUUUUUGUCUAGGAAUUCUUAAGGCUGAUCUUGUUAAAUUCGUGGAUUCUUCUAUUGAUCAAUUUUUUAUUUUUUUACGACGGAAUCUCGUGUAGUUUCGGGAAUAAUUAACUUUUGUAAACUCAAAGUGAGCGGGAAGGAGCUAGCGAUUGGGGCGAGGAAGAGUGUAAAUAGUGAAUGUACAGAAGGGGAGAAAUAAUUUUGAAUUCAGAAUUUUAUAGUUGAUUUAGGAAUUUUUGUAGGCUUUGAUUGAGGAUUUUGAGAUUGUUAAUGUGAGAUUUGUUGCCUGGUUAGAUGAGGAAUAUUUUGAGUUUGAGGAAAAUAUUCUUAGGUCAAGAAUUGUUGGCUUUGAUUGGAGAAUAAAAUAUUUUGCCUUCACGAAUCGAUGCCAUAAUGAAUAUCUUCUUUCUUGAUGUCUUACUUCACGUAUGAAGUAUUCAAUAGUUUGCUUUGAAGAAUAAAAUAUUCUGGAUUAAAAAAUGAAUAGAAUUGCUACUAAAAUUGAAUAUUCUAGCUUCAAAAGGCAAUAUUCUUCAUGAUUGAUAGAAUGUUUUCAAUUCAAGACUGACGAUUCUGAAUUCAAGAAUAAAACUUUUUGCCUUUGAGGUUUAAUCGUCUCGUUUGAAGGAUUAAAUGGGGAGCCUAAAGCUGAAUUCCAGGAAUCAUAUUCUUCCUUCAAUACUAAAAAGUCGAUGACUCAAGAAUUCUGAGAAAAAAUUCCUGAAUCAAGCACGAUUACUCCUAAAUUGAGAAUUCUCGUAUUCUCGACUGAAAAAGUAUCAAAUUCUCAAUUCAAAAAUACACUCCCUCGUGUAGUUUUAAGUGUAUUCUAAAAAUACUGAUGAGGAGAUAAGAUCUUUGGAUUGAAAUUGCAUGUCAAGCAAUUGCAGUCCUAAUUAUAAUCCGACGAAUUCGUAUACAAUAAAACCUGCGAUUAAUGCUAAGACUUAAUUAUCUUACAAUUGAUGAGAAAAUAUCACAGUGAUAUUAAACAACAUCAGUGAUCUUUUUUUAUUAUAAAAAAGUAUUCAAUAUUUUCUAAUCUUUAGAAUUAUCGGGACCAACUUAUGAAUACCGAUAUUCAUCAGCUGCUUUGAACGUUUGAUAUCGACUGAUAUCAAGUAGCUCUGCUUUUUCAAUUGUAUUUGUCGCCAAAUUGUUUUGUACUUUGGUGAUCAUGAGAUUACUUUUUUUCAAUACAUGAAAGCACUCAUGUGAUGCGUGACAAAGUGAAAAUCUCGAUGAAAAGAGCGUUAUUGUUCGAUGAAUAAAAUUGAUUGAAUUAAAAACACUGUGUCAGUAUUAAAAAAACCAUAGAAAAACAUCUACUCUAUCUCUUCGCAAGAAAAAAAUUAAAAAAUCAUAACUACAUCAAAAAAUGUACUAAUUAUGACUGAUUAAGUAAAAUGGACGGAAAUAAUCGCAAUUUGAGCCUGAACGCCUCGUAAAUAUACAAAAUAAAAUAAACCCUAGAGGACCGAAAACAAUUGGCUCAGAGAUCUAGUGAUUCCUCGAAACUUCGUUCUUUAGUUAAUGAAAUUUUUGUGCUUGGUAACUGAACGUCUGAAGGUACACGACCUUGUAAGCCGAGUAAGUUGGAAAUAUGAUACAAAAUAAGCGCAGUCAGAGCUCCAUUAUUUUUU
Molecule: messenger RNA, 3096 nt
Organism: Diachasma alloeum
Lineage: Eukaryota; Metazoa; Arthropoda; Insecta; Hymenoptera; Braconidae
Gene: Tre1
Product: protein trapped in endoderm-1
Exons: 3
Coding region: 442-1446 (334 amino acids)
Biological process (GO): G protein-coupled receptor signaling pathway
Cellular component (GO): membrane
Molecular function (GO): G protein-coupled receptor activity
Source: RefSeq, a predicted model, not a curated record